Messenger RNA from Tupaia belangeri chinensis (Chinese tree shrew), 273 nucleotides. RefSeq names its product non-histone chromosomal protein HMG-17. The coding region runs from base 1 to 273 and encodes 90 amino acids. NCBI's taxonomy places the organism in Eukaryota, Metazoa, Chordata, Mammalia, Scandentia, Tupaiidae. Gene Ontology annotation, cellular component: chromatin; nucleus. The record is from RefSeq and is a predicted model, not a curated record. The transcript has 2 exons. Gene Ontology annotation, biological process: chromatin organization. Gene Ontology annotation, molecular function: nucleosomal DNA binding.
AUGCCCAAGAGAAAGGCUGAAGGGGAUGCUAAAGGAGAUAAAGCCAAGGUGAAGGACGAACCACAGAGAAGAUCUGCAAGGUUGUCUGCGAAACCUGCUCCUCCAAAGCCAGAGCCCAAGCCUAAAAAGGCCCCUGCAAAGAAGGGAGAGAAGGUACCCAAAGGAAAAAAGGGAAAAGCUGAUGCUGGCAAGGAUGGGAAUAACCCUGCAGAAAACGGAGAUGCCGGGACCAACCAGGAACAGAAAACUGAAGGUACUGGAGAUGCCGAGUGA